Pyrus x bretschneideri (Chinese white pear) is the source of this 5530-nucleotide messenger RNA. RefSeq names its product brefeldin A-inhibited guanine nucleotide-exchange protein 1-like. Gene Ontology annotation, cellular component: trans-Golgi network. Lineage: Eukaryota; Viridiplantae; Streptophyta; Magnoliopsida; Rosales; Rosaceae. The record is from RefSeq and is a predicted model, not a curated record. Gene Ontology annotation, biological process: regulation of ARF protein signal transduction. Gene Ontology annotation, molecular function: guanyl-nucleotide exchange factor activity.
GACGUAAAAGCAAAUACAGAAGACGGAGGUGGCAUACUCUUAAGAAUUUUCCGAUUGCGCAAUUGUCGGCUCAGCCCUUCCUUCCUUCUCAAACUAUAAAUAUCUCCCUCUUUUUAUUUUCUCACUCCAAAAUAACCCAAAUGAAACGAAGAGAUAGAAAGAGAAAGAGAGAGAUCCGAUCGAAUUCGAAUGCAUAAUCCACUGACAAUCCAAUUCCCAAAUCAAUGUCCGCCUCCCAAACCCUAGGUGGCCCCUCCCGCGCCGGCCGCCUGCUCGGCCCCUCUCUCGACAAAAUCAUCAAGAACGCCGCCUGGCGCAAGCACUCCCAUUUGGUCUCCGCCUGCAAAUCCGCCCUCGACAAGCUCGACUCCGUCACCGACUCCUCCAUCAUCGAUCCCAAGUCCCCCGUCUCAGGCAUCUCCCUCGCCGACGCCGAGUUCGCCCUCCGCCCCGUCCUCCUCGCCCUAGAAUCGGCUUACCCCAAGGUCGUCGAGCCAGCCAUCGACUGCGUCUUCAAGCUUUUCUCCCUCGGUAUCUUCCGCGGUGAGAUCGACACUUCCGAUCCCAAAUUUGUGCUUUUCAAGCUCGUCGAGUCGGUGUGUAAGUGCGCGGCGAUCAGCGAGGAGCCUAUCGAGCUCGGCGUGCUUCGGGUAUUGCUCGCCGCCGUGAGAUCGCCGCGGGUUUUGAUACGCGGUGAUUGUUUGGUGAAUAUUGUUAGGACUUGUUACAAUGUGUACCUUGGUGGAGUGAAUGGGACCAAUCAGAUCUGCGCCAAGUCGGUUUUGGCUCAGAUUAUGGUGAUUGUUUUCACCAGAGUAGAGGAGGAUUCGGUGAAUGUCAGCAUUUCUAGGGUUUCGGUGAACGAGUUGUUGGAAUUCACUGAUAAAAAUUUGAACGAAGGGAGCUCCAUUUUGUUGUGCCAGAAUUUCGUCAAUGAGGUUAUGGAUGCAAGCUACGGCGGUCCGGAUGGUAUCAAAACGGUUGCCCCCACGGGUCCCAAAUUACAAAACGGCAAUGCUAGUGGUGAGUCUAAUAAUGAUGGAGCUGAAUCCGGCGACGGUGCUAGUAAGAUUAGGGAUGAUGGGUAUCUUUUGUUUAAGAAUUUGUGUAAGUUGUCCAUGAAAUACUCAUCACAGGAGCACUCUGAUGAUCAAAUUCUCUUGAGGGGUAAAGUAUUGUCCUUAGAGCUUUUGAAGGUGGUCAUGGACAAUGGGGGUCUAAUUUGGCGCAACAAUGAGAGGUUUCUCAAUGCUAUCAAGCAGUUCCUCUGCUUAUCACUGUUAAAAAACAGUGCGUUGUCAGUCAUGGCCAUUUUCCAGCUUCAGUGUUCUAUUUUCACCAGCUUGUUAUCGAAAUUCAGAUCAGGAUUGAAAGCAGAAAUUGGUAUAUUUUUUCCGAUGCUUGUCCUACGUGUGCUUGAGAAUGUUCUCCAGCCUAGUUUCUUGCAAAAAAUGACAGUCCUCAAUCUAUUGGAGAAGAUCUCUCAGGAUUCGCAGAUUAUCAUUGACAUUUUUGUCAACUAUGACUGUGAUGUCGAUGCCCCAAACAUCUUUGAAAGGAUUGUCAAUGGCCUUCUGAAAACUGCUCUAGGACCUCCCACUGGUUCAACAACAACAUUGUCUCCAGUCCAAGAUAUCACUUUCCGGCAUGAAUCCGUAAAGUGCUUGGUUAGCAUCAUACAUUCAAUGGGAUCUUGGAUGGACCAACAGCUGAGUAUGGGAGACUCCUAUCUACCAAAGACCAAUGAAAGCGACACCUCAACUGAGAAAACAGAAAAUAGUUCGACCCCAAAUGGUGAAGAAGGUGCUGCUUUUGAUAAUGAAGUACAUCCAGAAGGAAGUGCUGAAGUUUCAGAUGCUGCAACUCUUGAGCAACGUCGAGCUUAUAAGCUUGAACUUCAGAAAGGUGUCUCGCUGUUUAAUAGGAAGCCUAACAAGGGCAUUGAGUUUCUGAUAAGCACCAAAAAAGUUGGUAGUUCCCCAGAAGAUGUAGCUUCUUUCCUGAGGAACAACACUGCCGGCCUAAAUGAAACCAUGAUUGGUGAUUAUUUGGGUGAAAGGGAGGAAUUUCCUCUAAAAGUUAUGCAUGCUUAUGUCGAUUCCUUUAAUUUCAAAGGGAUGGAUUUCGGUGAAGCAAUAAGGUUUUUCCUGCGGGGCUUCAGGUUACCUGGAGAAGCACAGAAAAUUGACCGCAUCAUGGAGAAAUUUGCUGAGCGCUACUGUAAAUGCAGUCCAAAUUCGUUUACAAGUGCAGAUACUGCAUAUGUCCUUGCAUACUCUGUGAUAAUGCUCAAUACAGAUGCCCAUAACAACAUGGUGAAAGAUAAGAUGACCAAGGCUGACUUCAUCCGGAACAACCGAGGAAUAGAUGAUGGAAAGGAUCUACCUGAGGAGUAUCUUGGUGUCCUGUAUGAUCAAAUUGUUAAAAAUGAGAUUAAGAUGAGCGCCGACUCUUCUGUACCACAGAGCAAGCAGGAAAACAGUUUUAAUAAAUUAUUGGGCUUGGAUGGUAUCCUGAAUUUGGUUACUGGGAAGCAGACUGAAGAAAAAGCAUUGGGUGCAAAUGGUCUUCUUAUAAAGCACAUUCAAGAGCAAUUUAAAGCAAAGUCAGGAAAAUCAGAGUCUGUCUAUCAUGCUGUGACAGAUGUGGCAAUAUUGAGGUUUAUGGUGGAGGUCUGCUGGGGUCCUAUGUUGGCUGCAUUUAGUGUGACUCUUGACCAAAGUGAUGACAGGCUUGCUACUUCUCAAUGCUUACAAGGUUUUCGGCAUGCUGUUCAUGUUACUGCUUUGAUGGGAAUGCAGACCCAGAGAGAUGCAUUUGUCACUUCAGUAGCAAAGUUUACUUAUCUACAUAAUGCUGCAGAUAUGAGGCAAAAAAAUGUUGAUGCUGUAAAGGCAAUAAUAUCAAUUGCCAUUGAAGAUGGUAAUCAUCUUCAGGAAGCAUGGGAACACAUAUUAACGUGUCUUUCCCGAAUCGAGCAUUUGCAACUGUUGGGAGAAGGUGCACCCACUGAUGCAUCCUUUUUUACUGGAUCAAAGGUCGAAACAGAGGAAAAAUCACCAAAGCCUACUGGACUUUCUUCUCUGACAAAAAAGGGAACUAUACAGAAUCCAGCUGUGAUGGCUGUUGUUCGUGGGGGUUCAUAUGACAGUACUAGUGUCCGGGUGAACACUUCUGGACUGGUAACUCCAGAACAGAUUAAUAACUUCAUUUCAAACUUGAAUUUGCUGGAUCAGAUUGGGAAUUUUGAGUUGAAUCAUGUAUUUGCUCAUAGCCAAAGAUUAAACAGUGAAGCAAUAGUGGCUUUUGUGAAGGCCUUGUGCAAAGUUUCCAUGGCAGAGUUGCAAUCUCCAACAGAUCCUCGCGUAUUCAGCCUCACAAAAAUAGUUGAAAUAGCGCAUUACAAUAUGAACCGCAUCAGAUUAGUGUGGUCUCGCAUAUGGAAUGUUCUCUCAGAUUUCUUUGUAUCAGUUGGCUUGUCAGAGAACCUCUCAGUUGCAAUAUUUGUGAUGGAUUCAUUACGUCAGCUUGCUAUGAAAUUCUUAGAGCGCGAGGAGCUGGCAAAUUACAACUUCCAGAAUGAAUUUUUGAGACCAUUUGUGAUUGUUAUGCAAAAAAGCAACUCUACAGAAAUUAGGGAAUUAAUUGUUCGGUGCAUUUCACAAAUGGUCCUCAGCCGUGUCAAUCAUGUGAAAUCUGGCUGGAAAAGUGUAUUUCUGGUUUUUACGGCAGCGGCAGCUGAUGAGCGGAAAAAUAUUGUCUUGUUGGCCUUUGAGACCAUGGAAAAAAUCGUCAGAGAAUACUUCCCCUAUAUAACAGAGACAGAGACAAUGACUUUUACUGAUUGUGUUAGAUGCCUCUUAACCUUCACGAAUAGCAGAUUCAAUAGUGAUGUUAGCCUCAACGCUAUUGCAUUUCUCCGAUACUGUGCUGUCAAACUUGCUGAAGGAGGGCUUGUUUACAACAAGAGGAGUGAGCUUGAUGUUUCAUCCCUUCCAACAGCAAACGAGGAUGCUUCAAAUGGAGUGACUUUCAAUGAGAAAGAUGAACAUGCAUCCUUUUGGGUUCCAUUGCUAACAGGUUUGUCAAAGCUAACAUCAGAUCCUAGAUCAGCAAUCAGGAAGGGUUCUUUGGAAGUUCUUUUCAACAUUCUAAAGGAUCAUGGUCAUCUCUUCUCACGCUCCUUUUGGACUGCGAUAUUCAAUUCUGUUGUUUACCCCAUAUUUAGCUAUGUCUGCGGUAAGAAAGACACACAUAUGGAAAAAGACCAGUCUUCACCAGUUUCAGUAUCUCCGCGUCCUGAUGGAAGCACAUGGGAUUCUGAAACUUCUGCAGUUGCAGCAGACUGUUUCAUAGAUCUAUUUGUCAGUUUUUUCGAUACAGUAAGGCCGCAACUACCAGGUGUGGUAUCCAUUCUGACAGGACUCAUCCGAAGUCCUGUUCAGGGUCCUGCUAGCACUGGGGUCGCAGGUUUAGUGCGUUUGGCUGGUGAAGUUGGUGACAAGCUUUCAGAAGAUGAGUGGAGAGAGAUCUUUCUGGCUUUAAAAGAAGUAACCACAUCUUCCGUGCCUGGAUUUAUGAAGGUGUUAAGAACCAUGGAUGACAUCAAUAUUCCCGGUCUUUCUCAAUCUUAUAGCGAUAUAGAUUUGUCUUCUGAUCAUGGGUUUACAAAUGAUGAUCUUGAGGAUGAUAAUCUGCAAACAGCAUCAUAUUUGGUUUCAAGAAUGAAGAGUCAUAUUGCUAUGCAGCUACUUAUCAUACAGGUUGCUACUGAUUUGUACAAGUUACACCUUGAAUCAUUAUCGGUUGGCAACAUUUCAAUCCUCCUUGAAAUAUUUUCCCUCAUUGCAUCCCAUGCUCACCAACUGAACUCAGAGACAAUUCUGCACAAGAAGCUGCAAAAAAUGUGCUCCGUCCUGGAACUCACUUCCCCACCUCUGGUUCAUUUUGAGAAUGAUUCUUACAAGAACUACUUAAGCUUCCUCCAAAACACCCUCGUGGACAAUCCUUCUCUUUCGAAGGAGAUGAACAUAGAAGCCAAACUCGUUGGAGUGUGUGAAAGUAUAUUGCAGAUAUACCUAAAGUGUACCGAGCUUCAUUCUGCCGAGCAGAGGCCUGCUGAUCAGCCGAUUUUGAACUGGAUUCUUCCCUUGGGCACAGCAAAGAAGGAAGAAUUGGCCGCGAGGACCGACAUAGCCGUGUCAGCGUUGCAGGUAUUGAACAGUCUGGAAAAGGUUUCGUUUAGGAGGCACGUCUCUCGGUUAUUUCCGUUGUUCGUAGAUCUUGUGAGGAGUGAGCACGCAUCUGGAGAAGUUCAGCUUGUUCUAAGCAACAUAUUCCAAUCAUGUAUAGGCCCAAUAGUAAUGCAAUAAUACCUCUAUUUUUUGUGAGACACUUGAUUAAUACACAUUGCCAUCAUCAAAUCACAAUUUUCUUCUCCUCGAACAGACUGGAGCCACAGAGAGAGCCAUUAAUAUAAUUUCCAUUAAAUUUUGUAGUUUAUACAGAAUCAAGGCUGGAUUUUCCCUCC